This is a messenger RNA of Elgaria multicarinata webbii, 2211 nucleotides long. RefSeq names its product peroxisomal biogenesis factor 12 (gene PEX12). The transcript is spliced from 4 exons. The record is from RefSeq and is a predicted model, not a curated record. Gene Ontology annotation, molecular function: ubiquitin-protein transferase activity; zinc ion binding; protein binding. Gene Ontology annotation, cellular component: peroxisomal membrane; peroxisomal importomer complex. Gene Ontology annotation, biological process: protein monoubiquitination; protein import into peroxisome matrix. Lineage: Eukaryota; Metazoa; Chordata; Lepidosauria; Squamata; Anguidae. The coding region runs from base 55 to 1140 and encodes 361 amino acids.
CCUUGGCUCAGACGAUUUUGCAGAAAGCCUGGACUUCCCAACCCGGAGGAGGCCAUGGCAGAACGUGGGGCACACCUCACCGCCGCCUUCCCGUACGCGGACAGGCCUUCCAUCUUCGAGGUCGUAGCGCAAGAUAGUUUGAUGUCUGCCGUGAGGCCAGCACUUCAGCAUAUGGCCAAGGUGCUGGCCGAAUCCAACCCCGGCCGUUACGGCUUCUUCUGGCGCUGGUUUGAUGAGAUCUAUACUCUGCUGGACCUACUGCUCCAGCAGCACUACCUCUCCGGCUGCAGCGCCUCUUUCCCCGAAAACUUCUACGGCUUGAAGCGGGUCGUGCUGCGAGGCGGGGGCGGCGAGCCGCGGGGGCGUCCGGCCACCGCCGGGCUGCCCCCGCAACACCACUGGAGAUCUCUUUGCUUGCUGGUCCUCGUCCCUUACCUGAAGACCAAGCUGGAGAAACUGAUCUCCCGGCUGCGGGAAGAAGACGACUAUUCUAUCCACCCGCCGUCGUCCUGCUGGAAGCGCUGCUAUCGGGCCUUCCUGGCCGCAUACCCCUUUGUGAACCUGGCCUGGGAGGGUUGGUUUCUGUCCCAGCAGCUGUGCUACAUCCUGGGGAAGGCCCAGCAUCACUCGCCCCUGCUCCGGCUGGCCGGCGUGCGGCUAGUCCGGCUGACGGCAGAAGACCUGCAGGCCUUUGAGGAGAAACGGCUGGUCGCCCGUGCAGCUCCACAGCCGUCGGGCAGCUUGAAAGAGCGGGCGCAGUCCGCCGGGAAGAAAGCCCUGGGCGGCGUGGCCUUCUCGCUCUCCACCGGCCUCUCCGUGGGCGUCUUCUUCCUCCAGUUCCUGGAAUGGUGGUACUCGUCUGAAAACCAGGAGACCAUCAAGUCUCUGACCGCUCUGCCCGCCCCACCACCGCCCGUGCACCUGGACCUCGGGGCGGACGCCCCGCUCUUGCCCAGGCUCAAGACGGUGUGCCCGCUGUGCCACAAAAUCCGCGCCAACGACACGGCCCUCUCCACCUCCGGCUUUGUGUUCUGUUACCGCUGCAUCUACAACUACGUCAAGCGGCACCAGCGCUGCCCCGUCACCGGCUAUGCCACGGAACUUCAACACCUUGUCAAAUUAUACACGCCUGAAAACUGACGGGUGCAGCCAGCUUCCUCUGUCUCUCGGCGUUGCUGUACGUGGCGUUUGCGCCGGCGCGGGCCUGUUCGAUUGAAAAUAUCCACUGCGGCAUCCGAGGACUUUUUACUGGCAGAGUAGGUGGCCGCUAAGAGCUUGGCUGACUGUUUAUACUAGAUGCUUGGUAAGCAGGCAGGCUCUGCCUGUUGGGAAUUCUUCCCUUACCUCACUCAGCUAAUUUCCCCUAGAAACGGAGGAGCAAGGGAAGGUUAGCUGUGUGAGAUAACUAGUGAGAGAGAAAAUGAUCACACCUUCUUCCUUCUCGGAAUGGCGUGAAGGCACACCUCCCCUGCAGAUUAUCAUGUUGACAAUCUUCUCAUGGAUAGGGAUGUGUCCUGAAAUCUCACUAAAAAGGAAUGAGAUACAAUAGAAUGUUCUUCCUAGUUAUCUCACUCGGCUAAUUAUCCCCUAUUGCUCAGCUGCUGGGGGAAACGUUAGCUGAGUGAGAUAACUGGAGUGAGAGAUUGGCUGUUUUUUGGUUCAAAUUUAAACCGAAAUCACGACGGCAGCUCUGCUUGAAGACAAAGCAUUUUGGAGCCUGCCAUCAUUUGCCUGAGUGUUCUGUUAUCCCCUACUUUGCGUGUACAUCCUUCUGUGCACAUUGCUGCAAACCAUAGAAAUGCCUCUAGUCCGCAUGGUUUUCUGUACGUUCAUGGAAAAUACACAUGAACAGUUUGGGUUUUUUUAAUUAAACUGUUUGUAUAUAUUUUCCAUGAACAUUUUUUUAAAAAUAAUAGACUAGUUUGUCAAAGCAUUUCUGUUUUUUGGGGGAGGGUUUAUUGCAUGCAAAAUCUUUGUAGCAAAAAAAACCCACCACCAGCAGCCUAACAGAAUUAUCCAUUUGAAACUCAUUUGAGGGCGGGCGGGGGGGGGGGGGGAUAAACUUGUCAAAGAGCCAAAUAAGAAGGUCUUUGAGCAACGCUACAGCUGAGGGAUACAACAGGUGAACGUAUCCUCACUCACAUGGCUCUUUUCGAAGUCCAUCAAAGCCAGGACUCUGAAAUACGUAAAAGUGCUUUAUUCAAAAUAAAA